Messenger RNA from Penicillium subrubescens, 1176 nucleotides. RefSeq names its product malate dehydrogenase. NCBI's taxonomy places the organism in Eukaryota, Fungi, Ascomycota, Eurotiomycetes, Eurotiales, Aspergillaceae. Gene Ontology annotation, biological process: malate metabolic process; tricarboxylic acid cycle. Gene Ontology annotation, cellular component: mitochondrion; cytoplasm. The record is from RefSeq and is a predicted model, not a curated record. Bases 1 to 1176 code for a protein of 391 amino acids. The transcript has 4 exons. Gene Ontology annotation, molecular function: L-malate dehydrogenase (NAD+) activity.
AUGGGCCGAGCAUCGGGAGGUCGGCAGCCCCAAAGUGGAUCCGUUUUCCCGUCCGCUUUUCCUCUUUCCUUUCCACUUUCCAACCUUCCGCUUUCUUCCCUCUUCCUCCUCUUCCCCCAAUCCAUCACUCCUCUAAAAAACAAGGCAUUCAUCAUGUUCGCCGCUCGCCAGUCCUUCAACCUCUUCCAGAAGCGUGCCUUCUCGGCCUCCGCUAGCCAGGCCUCCAAGGUCGCUGUCCUCGGUGCUGCCGGUGGCAUUGGCCAGCCUCUCUCUCUCCUGCUGAAGCUCAACCCCCGUGUUUCUGAGCUCGCUCUCUACGAUAUCCGUGGUGGACCCGGUGUCGCUGCCGAUCUGAGCCACAUCAACACCAACAGCACCGUCACUGGCUACAACCCCGAUGCCGCUGGUCUGCGCGACUGCCUCAAGGACUCUGAGAUCAUUCUCAUCCCCGCUGGUGUCCCCCGCAAGCCCGGCAUGACCCGUGAUGACCUGUUCAACACCAACGCUUCCAUCGUCCGCGACCUCGCCAAGGCCGCUGCCGACGCUGCCCCCAAGGCUCACGUCCUGGUCAUUGCCAACCCCGUCAACUCCACCGUCCCCAUCGUCUCCGAGGUCUACAAGAGCAAGGGUGUCUACGACCCCAAGCGCCUGUUCGGUGUCACCACCCUCGAUGUCGUCCGUGCCUCCCGCUUCAUCUCCCAGGUCCAGAAGACCGACCCCGCUGGUGAGAAGGUCCCCGUUGUCGGUGGCCACUCCGGUGUGACCAUCGUCCCCCUGCUGUCGCAGUCCAACCACGCCUCCAUCUCUGGUGAGACCCGCGACGCUCUCGUCAACCGCAUUCAGUUCGGUGGUGAUGAGGUCGUCAAGGCCAAGGACGGUGCUGGCUCUGCCACUCUCUCCAUGGCCAUGGCCGGUGCUCGCUUCGCCGAGUCCCUCCUCCGCGCCGCCCAGGGCGAGAAGGGUGUCAUUGAGCCCACCUUUGUCGACUCUCCCCUGUACAAGGACCAGGGCAUUGACUUCUUCGCUUCCCGCGUUGAGCUCGGCCCCAACGGUGUUGAGCAGAUCCACCCCGUUGGCCAGGUCAACGAGUACGAGCAGAAGCUCCUCGAUGCCUGCCUGGUUGACCUGAAGAAGAACAUCCAGAAGGGUGUUGACUUUGUCAAGGCCAACCCUUAA